AUGAAGACAACUCUGACUUUGACAUGCGCAGUUUUCCUUCUCAGCAUCUGCCAGGGAGCUGUUCGUCGCGAAGUUGAUUCCUGUGAGAUGAUGUUGAUGAAUGCUGAAGACACUCUUACAAAACAGGAAGGCCAGACUAUUUGUCAGUACAACCAAAAUGGAUUGGCUGCAUAUAACCAAGCACUAUCGAGCUGUCAGGACACAUCAACAACACUGAUACAAGAAUGGGUAAUGACAGCUAUUUUCGAUAUGGAAUUGGCUGAAACCAAACAAGCUAACUGCGACAUUGACACUACAGUGUUACACCCUUUCCUCUCUACAGAGAACAAAGCCAAAGUAGUUGAGGCCAAUCAGCAUCUAGAAGAUAUCCCUAGUGAAAUGCUGAAAUGCAUGCAUGAUACCACGGAAGAGAUGGAGAAAGAUAUGAUUACAGCGUAUCUGCAACACAAGGACGGUCACUGCAUAGCCGGAAUUGGUUCAUGGAGUAGUAUGGCCUACAAGGUAGUAAAAUGUACAAAGGCAGCCGGAGCUACAGUGAGCUGUAAAGAUGAACUAGGCCUGUACCAACUCGGUGACCUAAAUAUCCACUUAUACACACAAUUAAUAACUGACUUCCCAGAAAAGUGCAAUUAAUGUAAAGCAGUCAUUAUAAGCUUGACUGGCUUGCAACGAUAAGACCAGGCAGAUGUCAGUCGCUUUCAUGUAUUAUACAUGUUUGAAAAAAUAAAUUCUAAUGUGACUGUUCACUAAAAA
Messenger RNA from Owenia fusiformis, 753 nucleotides. The record is from the annotation of a GenBank genome assembly. NCBI's taxonomy places the organism in Eukaryota, Metazoa, Annelida, Polychaeta, Sabellida, Oweniidae.